Molecule: messenger RNA, 1801 nt
Organism: Brassica napus (rape)
Lineage: Eukaryota; Viridiplantae; Streptophyta; Magnoliopsida; Brassicales; Brassicaceae
Product: aspartic proteinase-like protein 1
Exons: 9
Coding region: 169-1725 (518 amino acids)
Biological process (GO): proteolysis
Molecular function (GO): aspartic-type endopeptidase activity
Source: RefSeq, a predicted model, not a curated record
UCACAGUCAGUCACAGCUCCCGACCAACAAAUAUCUCUGUGUAUGCAUCGUUUGAACUAAAAAAAAAAAAUCCAAUUCUAAAGCCAUUGGUUAGCUCUUGUGUAACGGCUCUUGCUAAGGUCUUUUGCAAUCUCAAAGCUUGGCUCUUGUUUCAGCAAAAAAACCUAAAUGUCGUCACGAUCUGCUUUUUUACUCUUCUUCAUACUCUCUCUAGCCUCGGAGAAGAGCUUAGCCUCCGUCUUCUCCUCAAGGCUGAUCCACCGCUUCUCCAACGAAGGCAGAGCGUCGAUUAAGUCUCCGGCGACGUCCUUUCCAUCGAAGCGGAGCUUCGAGUACUACCGGUUGCUCGCGAGCAUCGAUUUGAGAAGACAGAGGAUGAAUCUCGGCGCCAAGUCUCAAUCCCUUGUUCCAUCUGAAGGAAGCAAAACGAUUUCUUCCGGAAACGACUUUGGAUGGCUGCAUUACACGUGGAUCGACAUUGGGACACCGAGCGUGUCCUUUCUUGUGGCGUUAGAUUCCGGAAGUGACCUUCUUUGGAUUCCUUGCAACUGUGUGCAGUGCGCUCCUUUAUCUUCCACUUACUACACCAGCCUGGCUACUAAAGAUCUUAACGAGUACAAUCCCUCAGCUUCAACCACCAGCAAGGUGUUCCCCUGCAGCCAUAACCUCUGCGAGUCAGCUCCAAGCUGUGAGAGUCCGAAGGAGCAAUGUCCUUAUACCGUUACCUACGCUAGCUACAACACCACCAGCUCUGGGUUGCUCGUUGAAGACGUCUUGCAUCUUGCGUAUAGCGCCAACGCUUCGUCUUCUGUCAAGGCUCGAGUUGUUGUAGGAUGUGGUAAGAAGCAGAGUGGUGAGUUCUUGGAGGGGAUUGCUCCAGAUGGUGUGAUGGGUUUAGGACCUGGAGAGAUCUCGGUUCCUAGUUUUCUUGCCAAAGCGGGACUCAUGCGGAACUCUUUCUCCAUGUGCUUUGAUGAGGAGGACUCGGGGAGGAUUUACUUUGGUGAUAUGGGACCGUCCACGCAGCAGUCAACACGUUUCCUUCCGUACAACAAUGACUUUGUGGCUUACUUUGUGGGUGUGGAGGCUUGUUGUGUUGGCAAUUCGUGUCUAAAGCAGACGAAUUUCACAACACUUAUUGACAGUGGACAGUCAUUUACUUUUCUGCCGGAAGUAAUAUACAGAGAAGUUGCAGUUGAGAUUGAUAGUCAUAUAAACGCUACUGUUAAGAAGUUUGAAGGUGCCCCUUGGGAGUACUGCUAUGAAACUAGUUUUGAGCCAAAGGUACCAGCGAUCAAACUCAAGUUCUCGUCCAAUAACACGUUUGUGAUUCACAAACCUUUGUUUGUACUCCAGCGAAGUGAGGGGCUUGUUCAGUUUUGUUUGCCUAUCAGUGCUAGUGAAGAAGGCACUGGAGGAGUCAUAGGACAGAACUACAUGGCAGGGUAUCGAAUAGUUUUCAACAGAGAGAACAUGAAGCUUGGCUGGUCAGCUUCCAAAUGUCAAGAGGAUAAGAUAGCGCCACCUCAGGAGGCUUCACCAGGAAGCACUUCAUCACCAAUUCCAUUGCCAACAGAGGAGCAGCAAAGCAGAACCCAUGCGGUUUCACCAGCAAUUGCAGGUAAAACUCCUUCCAAAACAUCAUCAGCAUCAUGCUGUUUCUCUUCCUUGAGAUUGUUAAGCUCUCUUCUUCUUGUACUUCUACUAGUUGUCUCUUAUAUGUAGAGAUAAUAUUUGUCUGAUUAAAAACAUAACUAUUUUGCCUUUGCAUAUAUAUAAUAUAAGAAGAGUUCAUUUUAAA